Molecule: messenger RNA, 3345 nt
Organism: Penicillium taxi
Lineage: Eukaryota; Fungi; Ascomycota; Eurotiomycetes; Eurotiales; Aspergillaceae
Product: ssDNA endodeoxyribonuclease RAD2
Exons: 2
Coding region: 1-3345 (1114 amino acids)
Biological process (GO): nucleotide-excision repair
Cellular component (GO): nucleus
Molecular function (GO): DNA endonuclease activity; single-stranded DNA binding
Source: RefSeq, a predicted model, not a curated record
AUGGGUGUCACUGGCCUGUGGACGGUGGUACAACCCUGCGCCCGCCCCAUAAAACUUGAGACCCUCAACAAGAAAAGAUUGGCGGUCGAUGCAUCUAUCUGGAUUUAUCAGUUCUUGAAAGCAGUACGAGACAAGGAGGGAAACGCGCUGCGGAACUCCCAUGUGGUUGGAUUUUUUCGUCGAAUAUGCAAACUGCUGUACUUUGGAAUCAAGCCAAUUUUUGUAUUUGACGGAGGCGCUCCGGUUCUAAAGCGACAGACCAUUGCCAGUCGGAAAAAAGACCUCCAACGAAGUGCAGAGGAAGAGGCGGAGGCGCGGCGUGGGCGAAAAAAUCGUACUCAACAAAAUAAAGAGGAGAUCAGCAGUGGUCCAGUCUAUGCGGAUGAAAAUUUGAUGACUGAACAGGAAAAACAACGGUCGCGCAAGUUCAAGAAGAAGGAUGCUUACCAUCUGCCAAAUCUUGAUAUCUCCUUGGAAGAGAUGGGGGCUCCGAAUGAUCCACGUAUCAUGUCACAAGCAGAGCUGGAGGAAUAUGCUCGACACUUUCACCAGGGCCAAGAUAUCAACCUGUACGAUUUCUCCAAGAUCGACUUUGAUGGCCCUUUCUUCCUCAGUCUCCCACCUACCGACCGCUACAAUAUCUUGAAUGCUGCGAGGCUAAGAAGUCGCCUUCGAAUGGGUUAUUCCAAGGAACAGCUAGAUACCAUGUUCCCCGACCGCAUGGCAUUCUCGAAAUUUCAGAUCGAGCGCGUUACGGAACGAAACGACUUGACUCAACGACUAAUGAAUCUUAACGGUAUGAAUGGAGAAGAUGCCUUUUACAAGUCUGGGCAGCGCAUUGCUGGUGAGCGCGGGCGAGAAUAUGUUCUCGUUAAAGACAACCAACACGAAGGUGGUUGGGUCUUGGGUGUCGUAGGGAACAAAAAUCAAGGCCACGAAGAUAAGCCUAUCGAUGUAGAUCGAUACGAUCUACCAGAUGCAAUGUCACCGUCAGAAGACAUAUCUGAUGACGAGUUUGAAGAUGUCCCGAUAGAAGGACUCAAUAGAUUGCCCAAGCUUCCUUCUUCCCUGGAACAGACCAUAUUUGACCAGUCUCUUCAUCAACAAGAAAACGUCGAUUUGCAGAUGGCUAUACAGAACUCUCACCUAGAUGAUGCCGAGGAUGAUCAACUUUUCGUCCAAGGCAAUGAGGACUUAUUUGAAGACAUGGAUGAGGACGAGCUCCAACAAGCCAUCGCCCUCUCACUACAACCACAAGAAGAUCAUGACGAGAACAUGCCAGAAAUAUCAAUGAAUCGUCCCGAAUCUUACAAUCCAAUCGAAAUUGAAGUCGACCCAGUGCCUAGUGAAAGCGACGAUGACGGAAUGGACUUUGCAGCUGCGGUAGCCCAAACUAAAGUUGCCCCAAAAACCCACAUACACAACCCAUUUGAUGGACCUCUUCCUUUUGAAUCUAUUAAACUUACGAAGAGUACAAAAGAAGCUGAUACAUCUGUGGGUUUGGAUGAAGAUGAAGAUGCAGGUGGUUUCUUAAAGAAAUCCGUCCAAUCAAAAAAGGCGGAUCCCAUUCCUCCCUGGUUUGUUGGAGAGAGAGUCAAUCAAGAAUUCAUAACAGAUUCAAUGCCUGUGGAUUCUGCGGAGAACGAUGACGAUGGUCUUUUCAUCUUCGACCGCCGCUCACCUGAUAUCAUCGAUGUCGAUACAAUUUCAGACACGAAGGAGAUAAUUGACUUGAACGAGCCAGUUGAGAAAACCAAAGCAAGCCCUGGAAUAGAAAUUGAUUUAAAACUGAAUGACCAAAAGAUAGAAAAUAUCUUCUCAGCUCCGGUAUCACCCAACGGGAUGGAAAACUCACAGGACAUUCUUAACUCCCCUGAUGAACCCCAGGCAAAACCUCUUUCUGAUAAUGGAGAGGAACUCGAUACCAAUGGGAAACCUGCUUUCAUUGAGCCCUCCCCAGAGCCGGAAUUUGAAGAUGUUCUGUCUCUAGAUCAUGUCCCCCAUAUAGCUGUGACAACGGAACAGCCGUCACUGGAAGAACAGCCGUCACUGGAAGAACAGCCGUCACUGGAAGAACAGCCGUCACUGGAAGAACAGCCGUCACUGGAAGAACAGCCGUCACUGGAAGAACAGCCGUCACUGGAAGAACAGCCGUCACUGGAAGAACAGCCGUCACUGGAAGAACAGCCCAUUGCAUAUGGAGAUAUUGAUGAUGGGGGCGAAUUCAGUGACCCAGAAGAUGAGGAACUUAUGAGGCAACUUGCUGAAGAAGGGGAAGAGCAUGUUCGAUUUGCCCAGACCCUUAACUCCGCAGCGGCUACCCAAGAAGCAUUUGAUUAUGAGCAAGAACUUAAACAACUUCGGACUCAACAAAAGAAAGAUCGGCGUGAUGCAGACGAGGUGACUCAAAUCAUGAUUACGGAAUGUCAGCAAUUACUUACACUCUUUGGAUUGCCCUACAUCACCGCACCCAUGGAAGCCGAAGCACAAUGCGCUGAACUUGUCUCUUUGGGCUUGGUGGAUGGUAUUGUCACCGAUGACAGCGAUACAUUUCUCUUUGGCGGUACCCGCGUCUACAAAAACAUGUUCAAUCAGAGCAAAUAUGUGGAAUGCUACUUGACUUCUGAUUUCGAAAAGGAGUUCGCCCUACAUCGGAACAAACUUAUCCGUUUCGCCCAUCUCCUUGGGAGUGAUUACACUGAAGGCAUCCCUGGCGUCGGUCCCGUCACAGCUCUAGAGAUAGUGACCGAGUUUUCGAGCUUAGAAGAGUUUCGCGAUUGGUUGCCACAAGUACAGAUGGGCUCGAACAACCCAGACGACGCCCACGCUACCUUUCGGAAGAAAUUCCGAAAAAAGGCCUCGAAGAUCCUCUUGCCUGUUUCAUUUCCAGACUCUCGCGUUGAUACUGCUUACCUCGAGCCGGAAGUUGAUUCAGAUCCUUCACAAUUCCAAUGGGGUGUGGUGGACUUGAACGGCCUCAGGGGUUUUUUAAUGUCCACAAUCGGCUGGAGUCAAGAGCGCACUGACGAAGUCUUGGUACCCGUCAUCCGCGAUAUGAAUCGUCGAGAGAAGGAAGGUACACAGUCUAAUAUCACACAGUUCAUCCAAGGGCCCACCGGUGCAGGCGCUUUUGCACCGCGUGUUCAUCGAAAAGGCCCCAGUCGCCUAGAGAAAGCUUUUAGCCGACUCCGACAAGAAGCUCAGGGCUCGAACUCUUUGCCCAAUGAUGAUGCCGUGGAUUAUUCUUCCAAGUCCACCAAACGGUCAGCAUCAAAUAAAGAGAGUAAAGAGAGUCAAGAGAGUACUACGAAGAAACGAAAAACUCGCACACGCGCCAACUCGUAA